Molecule: messenger RNA, 753 nt
Organism: Truncatella angustata
Lineage: Eukaryota; Fungi; Ascomycota; Sordariomycetes; Amphisphaeriales; Sporocadaceae
Exons: 3
Coding region: 1-753 (250 amino acids)
Biological process (GO): mycotoxin biosynthetic process
Source: RefSeq, a predicted model, not a curated record
AUGGCAAGCCAAAAAGAGGACCAAUAUGGUCGCCUCAUGCAUGACGAAGAACAUAGCGAGAAUGUGGACAAGGAACUCUAUCCACGAUUUCAGUGGAAAAUUUCUCCUGUAAUCUGCUUGCUCAUAUCCAACACCUUUCUAGCGCUGGUGAUUGUAGGACUACUAGCCCGACUCUCCUACCAGCCCACGGCAUCAACCACAUCAAUCCCAUAUACUGGGGUUGGGCCCGUCCAACUACUUGAGGAUCAGCUUGGAGUCGUAUCAAAUGUCAUACAGACCUAUCGGUUCGCUGAGGAUAACCUGGAUGAUCUAGACUUCAGGAAGGGGGAUCCUUACUGGCGCGCCCUGUUUCCUAAAGGCGAGGGCCAAGUCUAUCUCGAAGACGAGGUUAUAGCGUCCUACAAACUUCCACCAUCCAUGAGAAACCCGGCCAAAGGAAACUUGACCGCCUACCUUAUGGCGGGAUACCAUUCCUUACAUUGCAUAGGGAGUAUCAGGCAGUCACUAGGGAGGUUCAUGGCAGCGCAUAUUAUUGGGGAGCAGUAUGAUAUAACGCAACACGAUUGGCUUCAUACUGUACAUUGCGUGGCAGACUUACGCCAAGUGCUAUUGUGCAAUUUUGAUGAGACUCUCAUGCCAUACCAAGCAACUAUACACCCUGGGUAUCACCAGAAAAAGGUGUGCAAAAACAUGCGCCCUAUCGAUGAAUGGCUAGAGUAUAAUUAUGAGGGGAAGUUCCAGGGCAACGUUUGA